GCCUGCAGGUAGGCUUGAUCAUUAGGUUUGGUUCCAACAAUGGCUCAGGGUUUAAGUAAAUUUUUACAGAAUCAAAAUGACACCAAGAUAUUUUGUCUCACAUCUUGUACAUCAUUACUUAUUUGGCUGAACUCGGCACUUUGGCUGAAAUCUAGAUCUAAAUCAAAAAAGAAGUUGGAGCUUGUAAUUGGUCAAGAAAAGAAUGGCACCACAAAUAAAAUUCAGGUUGAUGGGAAAUUCUUCAGCUCCCUCCGUAAACUGCUGCGUGUUCUGGUGCCCGGGCCUGUCAGUAAAGAGAGCGGCUACAUGGCACUCAUUGCGCUCAUGCUCGUCUUGAGGAGCAUUUGUGACAUCUGGAUGAUCAAUAAUGGCACCCUCAUUGAGAGUGCCAUCAUAUCGAAAAACCGCCAGACAUUCAUCAAGUACUUGGUUGACUUGUUCCUUGCCAUGCCUACGAUUUCUCUGGUCAACAACCUCCUCAAGUUUGGGCUGAGCUCCUUGAAACUGAGAUUUCGUGCUCGUCUCUCCAGCCAUCUGUACAUUAAUUACCUCAAAGGGUUCACAUACUACAAAAUGAACAACCUUGACAACCGCAUCACCAAUGCGGACCAGCUGCUGACGCAAGAUGUGGACAAGUUCUGCGACUCAGUUGUGGACUUGUACUCUAACAUCAGUAAACCCAUCCUCGACAUCGCCAUUUAUGUCCACAAACUCACUCAGACCAUCGGGGCCCAGGCCCCUGCAGUGAUGCUGGCAUACCUAGUGUUCUCCGGCUCAGUGCUAACUCGCCUGCGCCGUCCGUUGUCGCGACUCACGGCGGAGGAGCAGCGGCUGGAGGGCGAGCUGCGCUACGUCAACUCGCGCCUCAUCACCAACUGCGAGGAGAUCGCCUUCUACAACGGCAACCGCAGGGAGAAGACUACCAUUGACGCCGCUCUAUCUAGACUUAUCGAGCAUCUGCAGAGUGCAAUCAGCUUCCGUUUCACCAUGGGGUUUGUAGACAACAUUAUUGCGAAGUACAUGGCGACGUGCGUGGGAUUCUGUGUUGUUUCUUACCCUUACCUGGUGAACUCCAGUCUCUCACAGGGCGACCACAAGCACAGGAUGGAGUUUUACUACAAGAGCGGCCGCAUGCUGGUGAGGCUGGCCCAGGCUGUGGGCCGCGUGGUGCUGGCAGGGCGUGACCUCACAAAACUUGCGGGGUACACGGCGCGUGUAGAGGAGCUGCGCACCGUCCUCGCCGACCUCAACUCCGGCAACUACAGCAGGACCAUGGUGGCCCAGGGCAGCGUGAGCGGGGCUCUCGUAGGCCGCGGCAGCGUCGUGAUAGCGGACAACCUCAUCAAGUUUGACCGCGUGCCGCUGGCCACGCCCAACGGCGACGUGCUCAUCGACGAGCUCUCCUUCGAGGUGCACUCGGGCGUCAACGUUCUUGUGUGCGGCCCCAACGGCUGCGGCAAGUCCUCCCUCUUCAGGAUACUGGGCGAGUUGUGGCCCGUUUUUGGAGGCACCGUGACGAAGCCCAGCGCAGGCAACCUCUUCUACAUUCCGCAGCGUCCCUACAUGACCAUAGGCACUCUCCGCGACCAGUAUCACUGUACUGUUCACGUGUCCCAGGUGAUCUACCCCGACAUCGAGAGCGUCGUGCCUGACGACGAGCUGCUGGAGCUGCUGGCGCGCGUGCAACUCACGCACAUCGUGGAGCGCGAGGGCGGCUGGGACGCCGUCGCCGACUGGAUGGACGUCCUCAGCGGCGGCGAGAAGCAGCGUAUCGCUAUGGCGCGCGUGUUCUACCACCGGCCGCAGUUCGCUAUCCUGGACGAGUGCACGAGCGCCGUGAGCGUGGACGUGGAGGACGCCAUGUACCGCCACUGCAGGCAGCUCGGCAUCACGCUCUUCACCGUCAGCCACAGGAAGAGCCUCUGGAAACAUCAUCAGUAUUACUUCCACAUGGACGGUCGUGGCUCGUACGAGUUUCGGCCCAUCGAAGACGACACGCGCGAGUUUGGCUCCUGAAGAGUUUGGCUCCUGAAGAGUUUGGCUCCUGAAGAGUUUGGCUCUUGAAGAGUUUGGCUCCUGAAGAGUUUGGCUCCUGAAGAGUUUGGCUCCUGAAGAGUUUGGCUCCUGAAGAGUUUAGCUCUUGAAGAGUUUGUCUCCUGAAGAGUUUGGCUCCUGAAGAGUUUGGCUCCUGAAGAGUUUGGCUCCUGGAGAGUUUGGCUCCUGAAGAGCUUUACCCUCGAAGUCGCCUGCUUCUCCUCACUCUGUGAUCGUGUCAGGUCUUAUUGUGUUGAAUGACUAGCUUUAUUUAACGCUCUGUGGUCUGAUCGUUGGGUUGUUUAAUUGAGACUUCCAAUAUAUGGGAAGAAAUGUCUCUUCACUUUAUUUAGUUCAGUCUUAUUAAUGUUCACAACACUUGGGUUCUCAACCGCAACGAUGUGUAGUGAACUGCUCCGCAUUGCUAGUAAAUUGGUCGAUUUUAAUGCCUUCAGGUCCCUUCACCUUGCGAAGCUGUGCUUGGUAAGUUUGAAUACAAAUUAUUGUCACAAGCGAUGGAUUUUAUACAGACCAUUAAUUAGUUAAUUAUUCUUCUUUAGCGGUAAUUGACUUCUCACAUCGAUUGCAGCUAAUUAUUAUGGCAACUGUUCCAUAAAACGAUAAUGAUGAUAAUUAGCAAAAUAGCACCACUGACAUUACGGUAAUCAUUGGCUGUAUUUAAAUCCGUUUAUUGCAAUAAAGCUUUAGUUCAAAUUUCUUCCAAAUAUAAUCUAAAAUUGUGGCUAACUAUUUAUAUAUAGUUUCUUCUAUUUAUAUAGUUUCUAUAGUUUCUUUCAGUGUCAGAUAGAACGUUAUGGCUAAACUUACAAUUGACUAUUUCUGAUUAUCGUCUAUUUAAUUUUAGAAUUCAGUGUUCUUCUAAGAAUGAAAUAACUACGUCAAAAUAAUGCUUCAGGUUUUGUUUAAAAAAGUGUUGUUUUAAAUAAAUAGUUUUGCAGCUAAAGAGAAGAAGCUUCGUUGUUAAUGAGUUUUAGAUGAGCUCGUUAGGAAAGCUCAAAUAUUAUUACUAUUUUAAAUGGGUAACUGAAAUUCUUGUUGUGAUAGUAUCGCUUUAUACAAUAUGGUGCCAUAUUUCAUUAAGCAUUCAUGUACCUCAUUAAAUUGCUAGUAUACACCGUGUAAAGUGAUGGAAGUUUGUCUCGAAAAAGUGACAGUAAGAAUUCGACUGAGCGACGACUCUCUUGGACCCCCCGUUAUCAUAAAAUUUUUGUCAUGCAUAACAUACGUCGUGGUUAUUUUAA
Hyalella azteca is the source of this 3296-nucleotide messenger RNA. It is a transcript of the gene Pmp70, whose product is annotated as ATP-binding cassette sub-family D member 3. The coding region runs from base 40 to 2016 and encodes 658 amino acids. Gene Ontology annotation, molecular function: ATP binding; ABC-type transporter activity; ATP hydrolysis activity. The transcript is spliced from 15 exons. NCBI's taxonomy places the organism in Eukaryota, Metazoa, Arthropoda, Malacostraca, Amphipoda, Hyalellidae. The record is from RefSeq and is a predicted model, not a curated record. Gene Ontology annotation, cellular component: peroxisomal membrane. Gene Ontology annotation, biological process: very long-chain fatty acid catabolic process; long-chain fatty acid import into peroxisome; peroxisome organization.